AUGGAAUCGAGAUCGAGUAACCUGUCCAUCUUAGCCCCACCUGUGUUUGAUGGAGAGAAUUAUCAAGCACGGGUCGUGAGAAUGCAAGCAUACAUGGAGGGUUGUGAUUAUUGGGAAGCUAUCGAGGAAGACUACGAGGUGACUCCACUUCUAAAUAAUCCAACAAUGAACCAGAUCAAAAUGCACAAAGAGAAAACCACCAAGAAGGCUAAGGUAAAGUCUUGUCUUUAUGUUUCGAUUUCACCAGCCAUAUUCAAUAGAAUUAUGGCUUUUGGAUCAGUGAAGGAGAUAUGGGACUACCUCAAAGCUGAGUAUCAAGGAGAUGAGAGGAUCAAGAGCAUGAAGGUGUUGAACUUGAUCAAAAAAUUCGAGAGGCUACAAAUGAAGGAGUCUGAGUCAAUCAAAGAAUACUCAGACAAGCUGAUAGACAUUGCCAACAAGGUAAGAGUUCUUGGGACUGAUCUCUCUGAUUCUAGACUGGUGCAGAAGAUACUUGUCUCUGUGCCUGAGAAAUAUGAAGCAACUAUUGCCUCUUUUGAGAAAACUAAGGACUUGACUCAAUUGAGAGUAAUGGAGUUGAUCAGUGCUUUACAGAAUCAUCCCAAUUUCAGGUGUUGGAGAAGGCCAGAUGUGAAAUGCAGAAGGUGUAACUUGAUGGGGCACAUUGAGAGGUUCUACAAGGAACUGAGAAAUCAGCAGCAAGGUGGAGCACAUGCUGUAGUUAGAGAAGAAGAGGACCAUUUGUUUGUCGUCUCUUGCUUCUCAUCAAGCAUUUUAUGUGACAGUUGGUCAUUGAAGUCGAAAGUAAAGAUAGGAAAUGGAGAAUACCUAGAAGUGAAGGGAAGAGGCAUAGUAGCAAUAGAGAGCUGUGUUGGAACUAAGUUGAUUUCAGAUGUUCUGUUUGUACCUGAGAUUGAUCAAAACUUGUUGAGUGUGGGACAAUUGGUAGAGAAAAGAUUCAAGGUGAUGUUCGAAGAGGGAAUGUGCCUGAUCCUUGGCUCUAGUGGCAAUGAAUUGUUUCAGAUCAAGAUGCAGAAGAAGAGUUUCUGA
This is a messenger RNA of Gossypium arboreum, 1050 nucleotides long. RefSeq lists its product as uncharacterized. The transcript is spliced from 3 exons. Lineage: Eukaryota; Viridiplantae; Streptophyta; Magnoliopsida; Malvales; Malvaceae. The record is from RefSeq and is a predicted model, not a curated record. The coding region runs from base 1 to 1050 and encodes 349 amino acids.